UUCCGGUGGUACUCUCCUUUCCGGACUUUUCCUUGCACAAUUUGUUCGAGGUUCUUGUAAUUUGUAAGAAAAAAUUGACAAGUUCCCACCUUAUGUUUGCUAAAAUGAAACUGUAGAAUUAUGCGAAUUUAUUUUGAAUAUAUAAAUCCCAAAAUUCGAACUAAUUUCUAAUUUCGUUUCACGAUGGCGCUCUCCUCUGCGUUUCGGGAAAGGCUCGAACAAAUGGAACACACCAGAAACCAACGCAUCUCACUUCUCCAGCUAGAGAAACAGGUGCAAGCGAACAAGUCUCAGGUUUUAGCAUCGAAACUCGCGAGUGUACGUUUAACGGAACAAAGAUGCCUUUUACUUGAUCGAAAAAUUGCGUCACAGAAUUUCAAAAUAUUGUCUCUGAAGUCCGAGAUUGAUAUUUCGGAUGCGAAGUACGUAGAUAGUGUAGAAAGACUGAGGGUUUUGAAGAAUCAGGUGGAAGAGAUGGAGACGAUGGAGAAAGAGAAGGAGAAGUAUUACGAGUUAAAAGAAACUGAAAUGAAGGAAUUUCGGAAAAAUGUGGAGAAUUUUGUGGAAGAAUAUAGAUUACAAGUUGAAGAUUUGAGGAAUAAGAUAAACAAGCUCAACUUCACCUUCAAGGAACUUCAAGGCAACAAUGGACAUUUGAGCAACUCUGCAAUAGCUGCAGCUGAGGUGAGGAACUCUGAACUUUUGGCUCUGAAAGAGAAUAUAAAAAGAAACCUGGCUUCUAAUUACCAAGUAAGAACACAAUUACAAAAGCAGCUUCAGAAUGUAUUAAUUGCACAUAACCAAGAGAUGAGGGGCCCAUCCUAACAAAGUGAAAACACAGGAAACAGUUAGUGAGCAAUAAUCGGAUGAGAAACCACAGAGAUAGCGGGGGCUACAGAGACCCAAUAUUGCUGUUGAAACAUUAUUCUUGUAGCAACCUUGAACUCUAUUGCCUUAGGUGGGAAUUUAAUAGAUCUGAAAUGCUAAUCGCAAGUUAUAAUUGAGACAGAGAAAAA
Mangifera indica (mango) is the source of this 1016-nucleotide messenger RNA. RefSeq lists its product as uncharacterized. Lineage: Eukaryota; Viridiplantae; Streptophyta; Magnoliopsida; Sapindales; Anacardiaceae. Bases 184 to 825 code for a protein of 213 amino acids. The record is from RefSeq and is a predicted model, not a curated record. The transcript has 4 exons.